This is a messenger RNA of Vespula vulgaris, 2697 nucleotides long. It is a transcript of the gene Sam-S, whose product is annotated as S-adenosylmethionine synthase. The record is from RefSeq and is a predicted model, not a curated record. Gene Ontology annotation, biological process: S-adenosylmethionine biosynthetic process. The transcript is spliced from 9 exons. NCBI's taxonomy places the organism in Eukaryota, Metazoa, Arthropoda, Insecta, Hymenoptera, Vespidae. Gene Ontology annotation, cellular component: cytosol. Gene Ontology annotation, molecular function: methionine adenosyltransferase activity; ATP binding. The coding region runs from base 494 to 1708 and encodes 404 amino acids.
AGCGGGCGCCAGUGUGCGGGGAGCCUCUUUUACUGCCUAUACGUACACUCGGUGCAUUCGCCCGUCGGACCAUUACGUCGUGCGCUGUGCUUCUGUCGAGUUCGUUCGCGCUUUUAAGGAAGACAUAGGAGAAAGAGAGAGACAGAAAAAGAGACAUAGUCGGCGUGUGUUAAACGAUACCGAACGUACACGUUACUCAAUUUAAUCUCAUUCCACGAAUAUAACGAUUUAAGACCGAUACAGGCUACGACGACGAAAGACAGAAUCGAGAACGGACGGCCUUAAAACGCGUGCCGAGAAACCAUUAGGGCUACGAAGUAAAGAGAAGAGAAAGAGAGAGAGACGAAUAGAUAGGUACAGAAAGAGACCGAAAUAUAGAAGAAAUCUCUAGAGCAAGAGAGAGAGAGAGAGAGAGAGAGAGACAGAGAGACGAAGAAGUCAACGAAAAGAGACGAUUAAAGUAACGGCAAAGACGACGUCGAGAAAAAGAAAAAUGCCGGAAACCGCGCACCACAUGAAUGGAUACGCGAACGGGCACACACCGCCCGAACUUCAGCAGGAUACCAGUUUUCUAUUCACUUCCGAGUCUGUUGGCGAGGGACAUCCAGACAAAAUGUGCGACCAAAUAAGCGAUGCCAUUCUAGAUGCACAUUUGAAACAAGAUCCUGAUGCUAAAGUUGCCUGUGAAACAGUCACAAAAACAGGAAUGAUUCUUCUUUGCGGAGAAAUAACAUCAAAAGCUGUGGUAGAUUACCAAAAAAUUGUUCGUGAGACUGUAAACCAUAUUGGUUAUGAUGACUCUUCAAAAGGAUUCGAUUGGCGUACGUUGAACCUUUUGGUGGCACUAGAACAACAGUCUCCAAAUAUUGCUGAUGGUGUUCAUGUGGACAGGGAAGAGAUGGACUUGGGUGCAGGUGAUCAGGGCUUGAUGUUUGGUUAUGCAACAGAUGAAACUGACGAAUGUAUGCCAUUGACAGUUGUAUUAGCACAUAAAUUAAAUCAAAAGAUAGCAGAAUUAAGACGAAGCGGAGAAUUAUGGUGGGCAAGACCAGACUCAAAAACACAGGUCACAUGCGAAUAUAUCAUGGAUCAUGGAGCUUGUGUACCUAUAAGAGUUCACACGGUUGUUGUGUCUUUGCAACAUAGUGAAAAAAUUGGUUUGGACGAACUACGUAAAGCUGUUAUGGAAAAAGUUAUCAAAGAAGUAAUUCCAGCAAGGUAUCUUGAUGAUAGAACAGUUUUUCACGUCAAUCCUUGCGGACUUUUUAUCAUUGGUGGACCACAGAGUGAUGCUGGUCUUACUGGUCGUAAAAUUAUUGUAGACACUUAUGGUGGAUGGGGAGCUCAUGGUGGUGGUGCAUUUUCUGGGAAAGAUUUUACAAAAGUUGACAGAUCAGCUGCAUACGCCGCGAGAUGGGUUGCUAAGUCUCUUGUAAAAGCAGGUCUUUGCAGACGCUGUCUUGUGCAGGUUUCUUAUGCCAUUGGUGUUGCCGAGCCCCUUUCUAUCACAGUUUUUGACUAUGGCACUUCAAAGUUAUCACAGAAUGAACUCUUGGAUAUAGUUAAUAAAAAUUUUGAUUUGCGACCAGGGAAAAUUGUUAAGGAGUUGAAUCUUCGUAAUCCUAUUUAUCAACAGACCAGUACGUACGGUCAUUUUGGGCGUGAUGGGUUUACAUGGGAACAACCAAAAACUUUAAACCUCGAUUGAUGAGAGGAUGCAUGUUAAAUCAUUAGACGUUUCUCGUUUAGAACGUCUUAUCAAUUACUUGUCCUCUCUUCUCCCCUCCCUCUCUCUUUCUCUCUUUCCCGUUCCCAUGAGUAAUCUUUUAUCUCGUCAAAGUUAAUUCGAGAUUUUCAGAUCUCCGCACUACAUCCGCCGCAUAUCUAUUGGUUCCUUUUGUCAAAUUCAAUAGUAUAAAACGGGGAAAUAGUGGUGUCUAUAUUAAUUAUAAUAAACCACGCCGUGGAAUAUGUUAUGUCUACAUGACAAACAUAGUACAAAUUUUGUGCAUAAUUCGACACGCUGGCGUGGACAGUCCUUUCUCUUCCUUUUUAUUCCUCUUGAAUCUAAUAGCGAACGUUAGUGUCGUAAGAUUUGACGGGAAUUAGUUUUAGUAUAAAAUAAAAUAAAAAAAAAAAGAAAAAGAAAAAUGUGAAGAAAAUUGAGAACUGAGUAUUUAACAAAAAAUAGGAGUUUUUAUUCUCUCAAUAAUUGGAUACAGUGUCAUGCUUAGAUUAGGUAUGAGUUUCGUAUAAUUUCACAUAUACUGACUAUGACAUAUGUCUCUUGUGAUUUUUAUGUAGCAUCAUGUAGAUAGAAUCAUAUUAGUGAAUAGUUUGCGAAUAAUCUGGUUUUAUGAAAACAGAUAAUCGUUCUCAAUCAAUAUGAAAUAUCAAUCAAUAUGAAUUGAAUUUAAGAAUGGAGAUCCAGCACAGAUCGUGUGACGGAGCUCAAUAGUGAGAAAAAUUUUAUUCAAUUUUUAGUGUACGAUGAUUAGUUUAUGAAUGAUGUCAUGAUUUUAAACAUUGACAGAAAUGUGUAAAAAAGAAAAAUGAAAUGAAUUGUAGGAACUUUGCUAUUUCAUUGAUAUAUGAUCCAUUAUAUAUCGAUAUUGGCAAUGUAAAAAUGCACAAGAAUGAUCGUAAUAUACAUGAAUUAUAAUAAAAUGAAUUUUUUUAAUAAACGGUCAAACUUUC